UCAUGUUAGUAACUGCCCUCAGAGGAGAAACCCAAGGGACAAUGUUUAACCAAGUGGCUUGCCUGAGGUACAGGAAUCAUUAUAGGGAAAUGAGGAACAUGAAGUGUGGUUUGGUUUUUAUUUAAGUUGUAUAAAGGCAGUCAUGAGGUGAGGAUGGAUGAAUGCUGUUGACAGUAUGGACUGAAGAGCUGCUGGCAGGUUGGGGAGCGAGUAUGAAGCAUGCCUCUAAGCUGCUCUACUUGGCACACGGGAGGCUUAUGAGUAGAUAUUAGGUAGAUAAAGCUAUUACAUUAGAACUUCAAGGCAGCUCGGUCACCAUCUGAUGCCAAAUAGGAGCAUAUGUGUGUUUGUAAGUCGGGGACAGGGCCAAGAGGAGAGGCGCAGGGAGGUGGCCCCAGGGUAGCAGGGGCGCCCAUCUUGUGCCAGCCCCGCCGAGGUGCCGCGAAGGGCAGAGGACGAGGACUACCCCGGCAGCGCUUCAGCCCCCGCCUCCCCCGUGAGCCGUUCCUGCCGUGACGCCGCGGCGAGCCGCACAGGCGCAGCAGUAUCCAGCCAGCGCCUUUUUUCUCUUCUCCCCUCCUCCCUCUCCCCGUCCGCCCUUCCUUCCUCCCUUCCCUUCCGCCCUGCCGGAGCCGUCGCGGUCGGUGCUGCCACCGCCGCCGCUGCUGCUGUGCGCGCUCUCCUUGCCUCCUGUGCGCCCAGCCGGCAGCGCCUCCGAUCUCCCUGGCUGCCCCAUGAAGAUAUGGCAACGGCCAACUUCGGCAAGAUCCAGAUAGGGAUCUACGUGGAGAUCAAGCGCAGCGAUGGCCGAAUUCACCAAGCUAUGGUAACGUCCCUAAAUGAAGAUAAUGAAAGUGUAACUGUUGAAUGGAUUGAGAAUGGAGAUACUAAAGGCAAAGAGAUUGACUUGGAGAGCAUAUUUUCACUUAACCCAGAUCUUGCACCUGAUGAAGAUAUUGAACCUAGUCCAGAGAUGCCACCACUACCUAUUCCAGCAGCCAAAGUAAACAAAACUGUGAAGAGUCGACGAACUGUGGCACCUAUUAAGAAUGACACUCCUGCCAGAGAUAACAGAGUGGUUGGUUCUGCACGCAUGCGUCUUACUCAGCUUCCUGAACAGUCUUCCUCCUCACAACAGAAUGGUAGUGUUUCAGAUAUAUCUCCGGUUCAAGCUGCAAAAAAGGAAUUUGGACCUCCUUCACGUAGAAAAUCUAACUGUGUAAAAGAGGUUGAAAAAUUGCAAGAGAAACGUGAAAAGAGAAGGUUACAGCAGCAGGAACUUAGAGAAAAAAGAGCUCAGGAGGUUGAUGCUACAAACCCAAAUUAUGAAAUUAUGUGUAUGAUAAGAGAUUUCAGGGGAAGUUUGGAUUAUAGACCACUGACAACUACAGAUCCUAUUGAUGAGCACAGGAUAUGUGUUUGUGUACGAAAACGUCCACUCAAUAAAAAAGAGACUUUAAUGAAAGACCUUGAUGUAAUAACAAUUCCUAGUAAAGAUGUUGUGAUGGUACAUGAACCAAAACAAAAGGUGGAUUUAACAAGGUACCUUGAAAACCAAACUUUUCGUUUUGACUAUGCCUUUGAUGACACAGCUCCUAAUGAAAUGGUUUACAGGUUUACAGCUCGACCAUUAGUGGAAACCAUAUUUGAAAGGGGAAUGGCCACUUGUUUUGCAUAUGGACAAACAGGCAGUGGAAAAACCCAUACUAUGGGUGGUGACUUUUCAGGAAAGAACCAAGAUUGUUCUAAAGGAAUAUAUGCACUUGCAGCUCGAGAUGUCUUUUUAAUGCUAAAGAAGCCAAACUAUAAGAAGUUAGAACUUCAAGUAUAUGCAACGUUUUUUGAGAUCUACAGUGGUAAGGUUUUUGACUUGUUGAACAGGAAGACAAAGUUAAGAGUGUUAGAAGAUGGUAAACAGCAAGUCCAGGUGGUGGGAUUACAGGAACGGGAAGUCAAAUGUGUUGAAGAUGUUCUUAAGCUUAUUGAAAUAGGCAACAGCUGCAGGACAUCUGGCCAGACAUCUGCAAAUGCACACUCAUCUAGAAGCCAUGCAGUGUUUCAGAUUAUUCUCAGAAGGAAAGGGAAAUUGCAUGGUAAAUUUUCUUUGAUUGAUUUGGCUGGCAAUGAAAGAGGAGCGGAUACUUCCAGUGCAGAUAGGCAGACGCGACUGGAAGGUGCGGAAAUUAACAAGAGCCUUUUAGCACUUAAGGAGUGCAUUAGAGCCUUAGGUCGAAAUAAACCUCAUACACCAUUCAGAGCAAGUAAACUUACUCAGGUGCUAAGAGAUUCAUUUAUAGGAGAAAACUCCCGUACCUGUAUGAUUGCUACAAUUUCUCCAGGGAUGGCAUCUUGUGAAAACACUCUAAAUACAUUGAGAUAUGCAAAUAGAGUAAAGGAAUUUGGAAUUAGUCCUUCGGACAUUCCCUUCUCACAGGGUAGUGGCAGUCGCUCUGAUCUCUCUCCUUCCUAUGAGUAUGAUGACUUUUCUCCUUCAGUCACCAGGGUGAAGGAGCUGAUGGUUGAUCCUAACACUGCAGGAGAUAUCCGUCCCAUUAUACACCAUGCUCCAAAUCAGAUCAAUGACUUAGAGACACAGUGGAGUGUGGGGAGCUCUCCUCAGAGAGAUGAUCUCAAACUGCUUUGUGAACAAAAUGAAGAGGAAGUUUCUCCACAGUUGUUUACUUUCCAUGAAGCUGUGUCACAAAUGGUAGAAAUGGAAGAACAAGUAGUAGAAGACCACAGGGCUGUCUUCCAGGAAUCUAUUAGAUGGCUAGAAGAUGAAAAAGCUCUUCUUGAGAUGACAGAAGAAGUAGACUAUGAUGUGGAUUCUUACGCUACCCAACUUGAAGCAAUUCUAGAGCAAAAAAUUGAUAUUCUGGCUGAACUUAGAGAUAAAGUGAAAUCUUUCCGGGCAGCUCUACAAGAGGAGGAACAGGCCAGUAAACAGAUCAACCUGAAAAGACCACGUGCCCUUUGAAAUGGGCCUCUGCUGCUAAAGGAAUCUAUGAACCCAUACUGCUGUAGCACACAUAUGUUACAAAACCCAGUGGCUGUAAGAACUCAGCUACUUGAAAGUGUAAAAAUGUUAGAAAUGUCUGUGGAAAUGUCCUGUUUCUUAUUCACCUAAAUGACAUUUUCAGAUUUGUGUGAAAUGCUCCUACGAUGUCUACAAAAUGCUUCUAGGCCAGACAGUACAACCAUGCAGGGUUCAGAUCUGUGAAGCACUUUGUUUAAAAUAUUUCAUUUAUUCAAAUUGUGAAUUUUGCGUUUGGAAAUAUUUGUCAUGUUUUUAAUAAUGAAGUAAAACUGUGGCCAUUAAAAAGACACAGUAUUUCCUUUUAACUAUGUUCAGUUUUGUUACAAAGACCAGCUGUGCAGUUUGUGUUUGUAUGGAUGCAUAUCUCACUAGUGAUUUUACAUAACUUAUGUUCUACAGACAGCUGUGCUUUUACCUCUUCCCAUUCUGUGCCUUGAUGAAGGCUUCUUAACCCUAAACAUCCUCUUUCUGAAGCACAGCCUUAAUAAACAAUAUUCCUUAUUUGUCAAUAUUUGUCAAUACUUUUAGUGUGUGUACAUUUCUAAUGUGUUUUGAAUUUUAUUUUUUUUUUGGUGGCUAGUGCAUUUCACAGCACUAACAAGAGCUGUUAGAGUGGACAAACAGCUGAACAUUCCAUGCUCCUUGUAAAAAAUCUGGAGUCUAGGUUUAUUUGAAUAUCAUAACAAAUAGCUAUAUAAUUCUAACAUUUUUCCUGUAAUAAAAAAACACAACAAAAAAUCCAAAAAGUAUAAAUUAUUUGAUGUAUAAUAAAGGGUAAUGUUUAAAUACUGAGGAGAGUUGUAUCUUAGGAUAAUGCAGAUAUACAGUAUGCGGUAUGGUGUGAUACUGCUGUCAGAAUAAAGGUACAACCUGACUUCUGCAUAUGGGAUAGGAUAACUGUCAAAAUUCAAGGAUCUGGCUAAAGAAAUACAUAUUGGCCUUUCACAUAUUGUUAAAAUUUGGCUUUUGAUGCAUGACAAGCUUACAUGUACAUUAACUGUAGUUUGCAGAUAGUUUAAGUACCUCUGAUGCUUCAAAAAAACUAGCUAAUACCUAUUUUUCCCUUUAUACUAUAUAGUCCCAGCAACUGAAAAGUGAGGUGAAAUUGCAUCAUUUGAGGAUUUGCACAAUACCUCUACCUAGUGCUAACAGAAAUCCCACAAGUACCUGAAUUCUCACAAAUGGUACCAUGUGUAUCAGCACUUAUUAGGUGGUGGCACUCAAGUUAUUUUUGCAAGUCAGUAUCCAAAACAGAUUGACCUUUCAUGUAAGAAUUUGUCAAAUUAAGAAUUUUAGACCUCUCUGUAAGUUCUCCCUGUUUUCAGGAGUUCAUAUCAGCAGACUUCCCCUUGGAACUGUUUAAAAAUUACUUUUAUAAUACAAACCUGUUUGUUUGUGCCAGGCCUGGAGGGAAACAAAGGGAAGGCAAAGAGGGUUAAAUGAGCCAGGAAUUCUCGUAGUGUUUAAUAUUUGUAUCUCACAUAGGAAGGUAGGCUAUAGGAAGCUCUUGUCGCAUCAUAGUUAAAAAUUAAAAAAAAAAAUAUAUCGUCCUGUGUGUAAACAUGAAAACUGAAACAAUGUAGAUUUUACAUACUGUGUUUAAUAAAUUAAGCUAUUAAGUGAA
Falco peregrinus (peregrine falcon) is the source of this 4661-nucleotide messenger RNA. Its product is annotated as kinesin-like protein KIF2A. Bases 743 to 2977 code for a protein of 744 amino acids. Gene Ontology annotation, biological process: microtubule-based movement. Gene Ontology annotation, molecular function: ATP binding; microtubule motor activity; microtubule binding. The transcript is spliced from 21 exons. The record is from RefSeq and is a predicted model, not a curated record. Lineage: Eukaryota; Metazoa; Chordata; Aves; Falconiformes; Falconidae.